Trichoderma asperellum CBS 433.97 is the source of this 270-nucleotide messenger RNA. The record is from RefSeq and is a predicted model, not a curated record. NCBI's taxonomy places the organism in Eukaryota, Fungi, Ascomycota, Sordariomycetes, Hypocreales, Hypocreaceae.
AUGGGCAACAACCUCUCUUCCACUUUUGAGCCAGACCUGUCCAAGGUCGUCCUCAGCCCGACGGACCGCCGCGCCGACAUGAUCCUCGGCGUCACCUGGCUCAUUGUAAUCUACCUCAUGGUGAUGAUCUGGACGACUUGCGCGCUGGUCGACCGGUGGAAGGGCCCGCAGGAUAGGAUACGCGUUGGAGGGGGCAGAGUGUUUAUGGCGCUGGUCAUGUCGGCGGCGUGGCCGGCCGUGGUGGUUUACUUGGCAAUGGCGAGUGGGUGA